AUGACUGAUCGCCCCCUUUCAGCACCUACUUUAGAGGAGCCCACUACUUCCGCUACUCGCGAUGGCAAGAAUUCAGACGGUGUCCACAGACGGGGCUCCGACAAGCUUGGCGAGGCGUCAGAGCAAUCACUUUCGACCUCGACAGAUGCGGACACUAAGCAGACUGUUACCAGGCCCCCAACCGCCAAACUUCCGCUGACAAGUGAUGUAGCGGACGGUCAAACAUCUCUACGUCAUCCAUUCUCCCAUCUCUACCAUUCCUCAGGUACCUCCAGGUCGCCGUCUACCAGAACCUCUUCUAGCUCGCUACAGGCCUUGAAUGAGGAUUCCGUGGUUGACGUCCGCUCCGAUCUCGGUGUAUUUGGACGCCCUUCUCUACCUCGGAGAACCUCGCAUUUAGGACAGUCGGAUGCCCCAUCCACCGACUACCCUGUCUAUCCAGACCAAUCGUACGCUGUUCUCCAAUCCCAAGUUCACCCUACCUAUCAGCCUCCGUUCCUUCGCUCCCGGAGCUCAUACCCAUCGCGCACCGAGAUCCUUACUCGCUUUGCGCCGUCACGGCCCUCCCGUACGGCCGGCAAUACUCCCAUAUCCAGUCCGGGUCUUUUUUCCGUUCGAAGCUCAACCCCACUCGGCUCGGACGAUGAAGGUCGCAUUAGCAGUCCAUAUCUCCACCCAACGCACAUGCAACCGCCGAAAGAGACUCACACUGCUGAAGUGGAUCGGGAUCUCGUGACCGGGAAUAAAUUAAUUAAUCAGUAUGAAAUCCUCGAAGAGCUUGGACGGGGUGAGCAUGGGAAAGUAAAGCUGGGUCGCCAUGUGACUACGCGCCAAAAGGUUGCUAUCAAGAUUGUGCAGCGCUAUUCGAAACGUCGUCGCUUGGGAAAGCUGGGGAAUCCUGAAGACAAAGUCAAGAAAGAAGUCGCCAUCUUGAAGAAGGCGCGUCAUCCGAAUGUGGUCAGUUUAUUAGAGGUUAUUGACGAUCCAAAUCGACAAAAAGUUUAUAUAGUCCUUGAAUUUGUUGAGAACGGUGAGAUCAUUUGGCGGCGGCGAGGUCUGCGAGAAAUCGUGCAUGUUGACAAAAACCGGCUUGAGCGCGAAAAGGCGGGCAUUGCGGAUUCGCCAUCGUUUAUGGAGGAGAGUUUGCAGUAUGUCAGAACCGCCCAGCACCUCCGUCAGCAACGAGAAAGGGCACGUGAACGGCGUCAAGCAAAGGCAGCUUGCGCACAGCAAGGUCCCAUUCCAGCUUGGAGUUUAGAGCAUGGUGCCGAAUCAGAUGAGGAGGAGGAACCCGGACACGACAUGUCAUUUGCCCGUACGUCCAGCCGUUCUAUAGUGGGCCAGGAAGAUAUCCAAUCCUCGCCAAGCCACUCUUUCAUGUCGGCCCAUGAAUCAACGUUGGCUGCAGUGGAAGGUAGUAUGUAUGGCGCCUAUGCAGAUUUCAACUUCGAAAGGCGGUUCAGCACCGCUUCUAGCAGCUUUGGAUAUGCCCCCUCUGAGCCGGAAUGGUUCUCUGAUGACGACGAUAUGUCCUAUGUCCCUUGUUUGACCUUCACCGAAGCUCGUAACGCAUUCCGAGAUUCCUUGCUCGGUCUUGAGUACCUCCACUAUCAAGGCAUCAUACACCGUGAUAUCAAGCCUGCGAAUUUACUGGUCACCAGCAGUCAUCGCGUGAAGAUAUCAGAUUUUGGUGUCUCGUACCUGGGGCGGCCCAUCAGGGACGAAGAUGAAGAGCAAGUCGGGGAGACUGAUGCAACUGAACUAGACGACGCUCGAGAGCUCUCUAAGACCGUUGGGACUCCCGCUUUUUACGCUCCGGAGCUGUGCUAUACAGGUGACGAUUUUGUGGAUGCCAUUGGCAGCGUGCCUCGGAUCACCGGCGCUAUUGAUGUCUGGUCUCUCGGCGUGACUCUCUACGGGAUGAUCUUUGGGCGCCUGCCAUUUGUCUCGGACGACGAGUAUAGCAUGUUUCAGACUAUAGUCAAGAAAGAUGUCUUUAUUUCGCGAAAGCGCCUAAAGCCUGUUGAAAAUGACCCUGAUUCUGUCAGCCAAUGGCCUCGGUAUCCGGACAACAGCAAACGUAUGGAACAUGAGCUCGUCUACGAAGAGAUUGAUGAUGAGCUAUAUGAUCUUCUGAAACGACUGUUGACAAAGGACCCAGUAAAGCGGAUCACCGUGAAAGAGAUCAAGCACCACCCCUGGGUUUUAGAUGGCUUGCCAAACCCUAGAUCAUGGGUGGAGGAGACCGAUCCCGGCUAUCAGAGCAAAGGAAAGCGGAUUGAAGUAUCGAAUGAAGAAGUUACUACAGCUGUCAGCAAGGUCCCGUUUAUCCAACGUGUGCGAUCCAACGUUGCCAAAUGGUCCAAUUAUUUAACCGGGAAGUCAAAAGACAAAGACAAUCUGAAACGGACGCCUAGCACAGCACCGUCAGUGGAAUCGUUAUCUACUAUGUCAAGUAGCAAUUCAUUUGGAAAGCAUCUUUGGGACAACCGACGAGCCAGUCUUAGGGAGGAGGAUUUUCUUCGGCACUCUCGACUGACUAGAGAUGGUGAACACCCCCUUUCACAAAGUGUCACUGCAAGCCCUGUGGGCCGGGAUGAGCAGUCAUCUUACUUCCAAGAUGUGCAAUUCGAUACGAUGCAAUCUAAUGGAUGCACCCCUCGACCAGAACCCCCGGAGCGUGCGACAUCAACAUUGUCUACUGCUGAGUCCGCAAAGACGGUCAAACCGUCCAAUGCCACUGAAUCUUCGGUGUCUCGACGAACCGGUGUUUCAGCCCGUGUCGAAACAUCCGGGACUACGAAUGUCAGUGGCCUAUUUGGCGGAGCCAGCCGUAGGCUAGCAAGAGGACUUCAGACUGGGGAACAGCGCCCAGAAAGGCCUCUUUCAGAAGCAGCGUCACUUGACGGUGACCGGCACUCCGAGCCUAGCUUGGCCUUGAGUGUCGCUUCCGCAGUUGGCCAUCAUUCUAACUUGUUGGUAUACGAGGAAUCGCUGCCAUUUCGGACCGAGAACCUAGGACAUCGGCGCAACCGAUCUCAUCAACUCCCCGGCAAAGCUUCCGGUGAGCCCCUGUCCCUUACCAAAGAAGCCUUACGCCAGAGAAGGAACGAUCUCGAACGUACUCCUGUCAAAGGGGAGAUGAUUUCCCAUGGCAAUAGCGAGCCAUACGUAAUCAGUGGGCAAGAACGCCGGGACAUGGAGUGUCCUGCCGAUACUGCCUUCUUUGAACAAUCCACCGUCGGGCUGACUACAUCCCCUCCAUCCGCUGCUACCAUUUCUUCAUCCUCAGUCGAUGACUACAGCGGAAUAUCUCAGAGCACUUCACACCCAAGUAUCCCGUCCGUUGUCUCGGGUGCGUCCUCGCUUUCUGGCGAGGGGUUUGUCAGGGACAAGGGGGACAAGGAAUGCGAGUCGGCGAUCCAGGUUCCUUCUAUCCUUCGUACGGGUGAAACUGUCAAAGCGCGGCGUCCAAGUCUACCUCGACCGGUGGAGGAAGACGAAUCUCGGUAUUACUGUGACGACGAAGAUGACUUCGAGGAUGACUCGGAGGAUGAAGGCCUCGUCAUUGGGAAAAAGAAGGCUACUCCCCAGAAACCAAUCGUCCCUGGCAAACACAUCUCGAAAUCAUAA
Molecule: messenger RNA, 3633 nt
Organism: Aspergillus tanneri
Lineage: Eukaryota; Fungi; Ascomycota; Eurotiomycetes; Eurotiales; Aspergillaceae
Product: putative serine/threonine protein kinase
Exons: 2
Coding region: 1-3633 (1210 amino acids)
Biological process (GO): protein phosphorylation; intracellular signal transduction
Cellular component (GO): cytoplasm
Molecular function (GO): ATP binding; protein serine/threonine kinase activity
Source: RefSeq, a predicted model, not a curated record